Molecule: messenger RNA, 2141 nt
Organism: Habropoda laboriosa
Lineage: Eukaryota; Metazoa; Arthropoda; Insecta; Hymenoptera; Apidae
Exons: 1
Coding region: 419-2107 (562 amino acids)
Source: RefSeq, a predicted model, not a curated record
UAGUGUGUAAGUGUGAGUGUGUGUUGUAAGAGGGACGCCAGGUGGAAGAGGAUAGAGGAGAGGCGCGCCAGGUACCGUGGCCAGAGUGGUGGGGAACCGUCAGAAGGCGGCCAUAAUGGCCUGACGCGAUCUCGAGCGAACGGCGGCGGCUACAGCUGCUGCGAAAUAGCCGUGAGCGUAACCACGGCCCGCUCCGUCGUCGUUCGUCCACGCGAGCGUAUAUUUUGCAACGGGCAACGCGUAUCGUUUGGAAAGUGACUGCGUAACCGCGUUAGUGGAGUGUGUUACCGGGUGGAGUCGCUGACGUUUCGUUCGCGCGUGUGUCUGUGCCUCUUCGAAUUCGUCUGAUCGAAUUCUACGUCGCGUUCUCUGUACCUUUACUUAUUACACCAGUAUCGAUAAUAUUCUUUCUUCGAGAAUGAGGGGCGCUAAUCAGGAGACGGCUACGCCGUACUGUCGCUGCAGAGUUCUUUAUCUAGGCAGCUCUGUGCCUCAUGCCAGCAAAGAGGGUCUACUGGGUGUUCAGGAACCUCUCAGGGAGUUGUAUCCUGAACAGGGUGCACUAGGAGCGCGUGGAAUCGAUUCUUGGUUGAGUGUCUGGAGCAAUGGACUGUUACUGGAGAACGUGGACGAACACCGGAAGAAAGUCACCAGGUUCUUCCCUAUCGAGGCUCUGCACUACUGUGCCGCGGUUAGACACGUCAAAGGUGGCAACGGUGACUCCUCUAAUACCAGGUUCCUACCGUUAGACUCACCGUUCGCCAGGACACCAAGUGCCAACCAUCCACCCCUGUUCGCCGCUGUUCUGCGAAGGACCACUGGUAUCAAGGUUCUCGAGUGUCACGCGUUCAUAUGCAAGCGCGACAUGGCGGCCAACGCCCUGGUCAGAUGUUGCUUCCACGCGUACGCGGAUAGCAGCUACGCGAAGGGCCUGGAUCCGACUACAACCACCACUAAUGGAGUCACUGGUGGACAUCCUUCGAACAACAGCCUGUAUCACACUCUCGGUGGAUCCAGUACCACUUUGGACAGUCCUCAGGCUACUCGUUUAGACGCUACGUCGACGGAUGACCUCAGUUUGUACAACGGUGAUGAGAACCAUAAAGUUUGGGCGAGGGGUCGUGACGAAGUUGAUGGAUUGUACCAGGAACAGGGUACUCUGAGGAGCACCAAAGGCUCUAGACCUCGUCAGCUAGUAGCUCCACCUCCUCCACCGCCCCCGCCACCUCCACCAGCUCAACCUUUGCUCCUCGAAGAGUCUUCGUCCUCGUCAGUUCGUAGAAAAGCGAACAAGAAGCUGAAGAAGCUGAAAAGCAGGUCUCACGAGGAUCCUCUGACACAGGCUCAUCUGCAUCCUCAACUGCACCAAGGAAUGUACACCAAUGGCCAUGGACACCAUACUCUAGGCCAUCCUGUCAGACAGCAACACUAUCACCCUCAUCCCUUGCCACCCAGCAGCAGAUCCGUGGCAGGAACCUUGGCUAGACCAGCUCCAGUUUUACUGGUACCAGCAGCCACGUUACCUAGGAAGGCUCAUCAUCAUCCUAAGGGUCUUAGACCAAUUCCAGCAGCGGCACCGAUCGUUCCAGUCUACGCUCCGCUUCCUGUCGUGCCUCCUCCACCUGCUGCAGCGAUUUAUCCAGCGGGAACGUAUGGAACAGCGGGGAACAGGGGCAGAAGACAGCAUCCUGAAGGUGAAUCCUCGACUCUUGGAGCUUCUAGAAGAUUAGCCGCCUCUCACGCCGAUCUAACCACUGCAGAGAUGAACAGAGCAGCUGAUAGUCCUGAGAACGAGUCUCGUUUCGGCACUGGGAUCUACAGAAGAAAGGGACAUCUGAACGAGAGAGCGUUCUCGUAUAGUAUUCGAGCUGAACACCGUAGCAGAAGCCAUGGAAGCUUGGCUUCACUGGGCUUCAGCGGACAGAAUGGCACUGCAUUGCCUAAAGAGGAGAAGAAAGAUAGGGAGAUAGCUCAAUUGGUGGCAGGAUUGAAUCUAGACGACAGUCCAGAGAGAACUCAGCCUCCAGUGAACUCCAGAAGCGGGUAUUCUCAUCAUCAUCAUCAGCAACAACAGAUGCAGCCACUACCAAGGCCUCGUCCUCGUUAGAGUCCUCGGGAUGUUCGAUUAUUAAUACAUUGAA